This is a messenger RNA of Sesamum indicum (sesame), 971 nucleotides long. RefSeq names its product ribosome biogenesis protein. Gene Ontology annotation, biological process: maturation of SSU-rRNA from tricistronic rRNA transcript (SSU-rRNA, 5.8S rRNA, LSU-rRNA). The record is from RefSeq and is a predicted model, not a curated record. Gene Ontology annotation, cellular component: 90S preribosome; preribosome, small subunit precursor; nucleolus. Lineage: Eukaryota; Viridiplantae; Streptophyta; Magnoliopsida; Lamiales; Pedaliaceae.
UUCAACCGGAAGGCUAAACCUUGUUCUCUCUCUCUCUCUCUAAACCCUAGUCUGUUCAUCCUAUCAAUCUUUCGCAUUCUAAUUUCAAUUAGGACGACAUCAGCUUUCGUGUGAUUCUGUAUCUCGGAGAGUCAAUAUAUGUCUUAAUGAUCGUCUUCAGCUACUAGAAGUAGAAAGCACAGGAUUCGGAUUACGUUCCGCUGAUGGGGAAAGCCAGCUCGCUAUCGGAUGGGAAGACUCAAGCAGACCGCAAGUUCGAAAAGAAACUGAAAUUUUAUGAAUUGGUCAGGGGUGCAGUUGCCAGAAAAGCUAUUACCAAGUCAUGUUUACAAUCAGGAGAAACAGCAAAGGAAACGGAGCCGGCAAAAGAAAUUAAAGGCGUAUGAUCUGUCUUCCCUCUCAGAAUACCUCCCUGAAUUAAAAUCAUCGCAAGAGUCAGGACCUGCUAAGUUCAAACUUAACAGUAAAACAAGAAACAGCCUAGUGCUGAAAGAGAGUAAUCAAUUGAAGACAGUUAUUAACCAUCCAGUUUUCCACUCGGAUCCUUUAGGUGCCAUUUAUCAACAUCUGCAAAACACACAGCCUGCCACAGAUGAUAAGCCUAAGAGAAAAGAUAGUAAAACUCGGAAAAAGACCAAAAAGAAGUCGUCCAAAGCCUCGCAGCAGUUGAUGGAGAUUCAGUAAUUGAACUUGGGGGCUCUCAUCUUUCCUACUUUUGGUACCUUCUUAUACCAAUUUCUUGCGCAUUUUGGAUGUUUAUGUUUUUUGCAAGUCUGCCUUCUGCAAUUGUGGUUACGUCCCUUUAUACUGAUUUGAGCAAACCUCUAUAUAGGUAGAAGACAAGAUCUUUUUCUUUUCCCCAUAGCCAUGAAAAAUGGAAUUUAGCUGUAAUUAAAUUGUCACUCCAUUGUAGUUCAUGAACCCUUUUUCAAUGAAUGAUAUUACAUGAAAACAUGGACUGGUUUGUGGUC